AUGGAGGAAGCCGCGGCUGGGGUGCUUUUGGCCUGGAGCAUUGUUAUCGCUACAUUCCACUGGUGGAGGACGAAGGCAGAUGUGGUGCUGCUAUGCCAGCAGGUGUUGAGCUACAUUCAGCAAGUUCGUCGCAGCAUACUACAUUCCAACCUAUCCAGGCAGACUUCAGCGAAGCGGGUUGAUGAGGCCAUGAAUCUCCUAAGGGAGGAGAACUAUGUGUUGACUUGCCGGAUUUUGCAGCAUGCAACACUACUGACCUUGAUCACAAUUCCCAUGACCUAUGGGCAAGACUUGGCUACGUGUGCAGGUAUGAUGCUCUUGGGUCUCUUCUCCUAUGGAAUGCAUACGUCCCUAGCGAAUGGAUCACUACGUCUUUCUGCCAAUAGUUUAAGAUAUCUUUUCGGAGCUUACUAUCUCAUGAUAAUCGCGUUUCUUUGGUUCUUCCCUCACGGCGCCGGUGAACAAACUAUGACGCACCAGAAGACAAUUCUUGCGGCUCAGUUUGCAGCGGUUGUUUGCUUCGCUGACAGCACGGUCAACGUGCCUGGUCAGAUAGCCAUGAUGGUGGCAGAAGUCGCUCGCUACGGUACAACAAACGGCUGGAACCUUGGAGUGCUGGAGUUCAUGGUAGGCCAGAUGUGCCUGACGCUGAUGAUCAUGGCCACGUCCGUCGUGCAUGAACACACCCUCCGAAGCCGGAAGUCCGCGGAGAUCCGACACGUGGAUGCAGAGUCGAUGAUAUCGAGCUUCCGGAGGCUGCUAGAUGAGCAGCUAUGCAUCCAGGAUGAUGGCGCGGGGCUGAACCGUCUUCUCUCAAUCAACGAGGGCCUUCAAGGCAAGAAGUUCGAGGACUUUCUCGUUCAUGACGAGAAGGAAAUGGAUCGGUUCCGAAGUUUCAUCUCCAGAUGGGAUGAAUUAGAAACUGAGUCCGCUGCACCUCCCUGUCUUCGUGUCUCCUUACAGUCCAGUAGUGGGCGGCUCGGUGUUGACAUCUUCCAUGUUGUGGUCCCGCAUAAUGGCUGCAAUGGGCCAUGCCAUUUGCUGGCCAUGAAGCUGGAUACCGAGUGCUUUGCAGAGUGCUACGCUGUACCCGAAGCAGAGGUUUUUUCCAACGCUGGAAGCCCUCAGCCUUCAACCCCCACGACCCCCGCAUCCUUUCACCGUCAACAAAGUCCACCGUCAAGGACCUCUGACCUUUCAGAUAGCACAGCUCUGCUGCAGACGCCAGGCCUGAAGGAAAUGAUGCUGCUGGUGGAUGUGAGGGAUCAGCUGGGCGUUCUUCAGGUGCAUCUGAGUUACAAGGACCGGCAACGCAAGAGGGGAAGAUCGAGCAGGAGAAGCGCCGACGGUUCACACCGGUCCAUGCCAUUGUUGCGAAGCUUUGUGCGACCAACAGAUUGGGGGACAGUGUGUCAACAAGUCCAGGGGUAUGCGAGCCGACAUGAGAACUCUGAGCAAUCCUUGGGCCGGCUAUGGAUAAGGAUGUUGGAGCGUCCUUCAACAUACAUGGUGGCGCAACAGGCCAGAUUAAAGCCGACGGGACACGCUGAAGGCGUUCAGUGCUGGCUUCAUUUGAAGGACUUACGGCAGACGCAACAGGUGCAGCGUGCACCUAGUGAGCUGGAGGACAUCGGUGAGGCCGGCCAAGCUGAGUCGGAGUCAUCAUAG
Symbiodinium natans is the source of this 1668-nucleotide messenger RNA. Lineage: Eukaryota; Dinophyceae; Suessiales; Symbiodiniaceae. The record is from the annotation of a GenBank genome assembly.